CGUGGACGAUAAAGUCACAGAUCGCGCAUCGCGAGCCCGCUCUGUCCGCUGAACUCGCCUGGUUCGCCUGUCUCCUCCGUGCGAUCCAUGUGAAAAUCGAGAUUAACUAACAGCUUAAUUGCUCUGGAUUACUUAUUGGAUAUCAUCCUGAUUUUGGAUUAUAAAAACUAAUACGACAUGUUGAGCAUACAAAAUGCCAUGAUUGCCUUACUUUUGGCAACGACACUUUGCAGUGGAUCCGGAUUCGCUAAGGCUCAGUUGCUCGACGAGGACGAUGACCUGGCCUUCGGAAGACCCUGGCCCACCUACAGUCUACAAAACAUGCCCAAGACGCAGUUCACCUGCCACGACAAGAUCCUGGGCGGCUAUUAUGCCGAUCCAGAGACCCAGUGCCAGAUGUUCCACGUGUGCGUCAAGCUGCCCGGAGUUGGGCUCCUUCAUCGAAGAGCUAAUCCGUUUGUCCAACAGGUGCAGGACUACCGCUUCCUCUGUCCCAACACGACGGCCUUUGACCAGGAACUUCAGAUCUGCGCUAACUGGGUGGACGUUGACUGUGACAAGGCCACGUCUUUUUACGACAACAGCCACCUGAAUGAUCUCUACCGCGGUGGAGAUGAUAGCAAAUCUGCCCACGAGGAAGAGGCCACUUUCCAUCUCCAACGCGCCGAAACGGGCGAUGUCCGUCGAUCUAAGGAGAACCACAACAAUAACAAUAAUCGUGGCGGGGAGCAGAAGUCACGCCCUCGUCACAAUUACGCCCAAACAGGUGGCAGCUCCAGUUCCAGCUCCAGUCCCAAUUUGGAGAUCACGCAACCCACCAAGCGACCCAUUUCCACCUAUUACACGCCGACCACUUCGACUACCACAACAACCACGUCGACCACAUCCACGACGGAACGUAACUAUUACAACAACAAUUACAGCAACAAUGACGACUCCAAGCAAGACAUAGAUGAUAUCUUCAAGGGUUCCCACAGCUCGCACUUCUUCUCUAAUCGUCACGGGGGCCGGGAAUAUGAUGAGGAGCCAGCCCGCCCCAAGCCCAAUGACUUUUCGGAUAACCAACGUAAGACCACGAGGGUCACGCCCACCCGUGGAGCACAACGACCCACUUUCGGUCCGAGUAGCACCAUCCCAUCUAGUACUGCUGCUCCCAGUACUACCAAGUCCUUGAAGAAGAUCACCCUGCAUGCCACCUUCAACACGGAUUUCCUGGACAACUCUCAGCACACCAAGAAUCCGUCUUACAGUGCAGUAACCACUCCUCGACCCAGCAGUAGCAUCACCAGUCGCUUCAGUUUCGGUUCCAGUGACUUCCCAGGAACCCAGGAGAAGAUUCAGCCAACCACCUACAAUCCCAACAAUGGAGCCUAUCGCUUCAAGACCACUUCACCACCGGCUAGUUCCACCAAGGUGACGGGCAAGGGAGUCCAGGACUUCGAAAAGCGUAGUAAACCCACUUCGGCAGCAGUUAGGAAACAGAAACUUGGUCCCCAGGAGUCCAACUACAUCAAUCAAAACGAGUUUGUGGAUCUAACGAAGAGUCCCAAGUUGCAGCAGCCGCAACCUUUCCAGGUGGUGCAGAACAAACCCAACCAACUGGAACCACAUUACCAGAGGCAUAAGCCUCAGGUGACUCGUGUUGGUAGCCAGGAGCCAGCUCCCUUUUCCGCUCCGAGCUCCAAGCCCCGUUCUUUCACUAGCCGUGGAAGCAUAACCUACAAGGCCACCACCGAGCGUUAUGCGGACCAGGAGCUAUACUAUCCUACCACCAGUGCCACAACCAGGGCGAAAGAGGCCUUCACACCCACCACCUUCAGACCGACCACAUACAAGAAGCCCUAUGAACAAAAUUAUCAGACGCAGCUGACCCAUCGACCCACGCAAGCGGCCACCAAAAAGACAGCCACUUCGGUGGCAUCAGCGCCAUCCACUACAGUUAAUCCCCAUACCACUGUGGAUGAGGAUGAUGGCCAGUACCACCCGGAGUUGUACGAGAACGAUUUCCCGCGCAAUCGCAUUCGUUUCCUGCGCAAUCGAUCCACCAGUUCAACCACCUCGACCACAAGUGCUCCAGUGAUUUCCAGCCGGCAACCACAUGGCUUCCAACAGGCACACAGUCAGCUGAAGAGCCAGCAGCAGUCUGUCUACCAAAAGGAAAGGGAACGUGAGCGGGAAUCUGACCUCAGCGACGAGGAGGAGCUCUUUAAGACCGCCCAAUCGUUGAAUUUCGGGGCGGCCAGCAUCAACAAACUGAGGGCGGACAUCUACAAGGCGGAGAAGACCUCGCAGCAGUACAACUCACAGUACAAUCCUCAGCUGGUGGCAUCUAGUCCGCAGACCAGCAGUAGCACCACUACCACAACUAGCACCACCACCACCACCACCAGACGUCCACCAACCACAGCCAGAACCACAACCACCAUCACGACAAGUGCACCCGUGGAGUCCAAGAAGUCAGUGAAGAGCAAAAAAGAGCAGCAGCAGCUGGAGAAGAAGGAUCGACCAGCUGGCAAGAGGCCCCCACAUGCGGACGAGGACACUAGCUAUGAUUAUGCCUACUAUGAUACGGACUGAGCGGGUUAUCCAGCCCAGGACUCGUACUAACUACUUGCAUUAACACACCCAAUAGCCCUAUUCCAGAACAUAUUCCCUACAUAGGUGCCACAGUAUUUUAAAGACAGUUCCCUCCCGAAACCAUGCUCAUCAGAUUUUCACACUCCAUAUGCAUACUCGUACUCAUAUCUUACUUACGAACCGCUUGACACCCAUUAACACUCGCGUACAUUCAUUCAAUCCGUUUCAGAUGCGUUCUAAUGAAUUUCCAUGCGUGUAUCUAGUUAUUUAAAUAAAAGGAAUAUAUGUUUAGUCGUUAGACAAUUGUUGAAUUGAACCGAUUUGGCAGCGAAAAACCCUAUCGAUGACCGGAUGAGAAAUGUCUUUUUAGAAAUUCCAUUGAAGUAUUUUGUACUCGUUGUCUAAUAUUCAAUGAAUUCACUACGAAAUUGUAUUAGUCUUAAGUUUUCUUGUAAAUAAAAUGAAAUGUAAUUAGUAAAAAAAUGUGUUUCUGUGUCUU
Molecule: messenger RNA, 3076 nt
Organism: Drosophila eugracilis
Lineage: Eukaryota; Metazoa; Arthropoda; Insecta; Diptera; Drosophilidae
Product: mucin-5AC
Exons: 6
Coding region: 178-2577 (799 amino acids)
Cellular component (GO): extracellular region
Molecular function (GO): chitin binding
Source: RefSeq, a predicted model, not a curated record